Pristis pectinata (smalltooth sawfish) is the source of this 950-nucleotide messenger RNA. RefSeq names its product TEN1 subunit of CST complex (gene ten1). Lineage: Eukaryota; Metazoa; Chordata; Chondrichthyes; Rhinopristiformes; Pristidae. Gene Ontology annotation, biological process: negative regulation of telomere maintenance via telomerase. The coding region runs from base 394 to 807 and encodes 137 amino acids. The transcript has 4 exons. Gene Ontology annotation, cellular component: CST complex. The record is from RefSeq and is a predicted model, not a curated record. Gene Ontology annotation, molecular function: telomerase inhibitor activity; single-stranded DNA binding; telomeric repeat DNA binding.
UUGCUGUUAAUUUUUUAAUUAUAAAGGCGAUUUCCUUGGCCUGAGGGUGGGUUGUGGGUUCGAGGACGGGUGCGUGUGGCACCCCGCUGAGUGGGCGGAGUUUCAGGGCGGAAGUUGAGGGAAGAGAUGAAAUUGGGGAGAAGCGGGAGUUUUGAGAUGGAGGAGCACGGUGUGUGGGGACUGGUGUGGCCUUAACCAAGUCACGAAUGGAUUUAGAGAGGAGCCUGAAGUAUUUAACAAACGUUGCUGAUAAAGUUGAAUUGGAGAAGAAGGCGCAAUUCCAGCAGUUGCUACCCCCCCCCCCCCCCCAACUCCACACAUAGUGAUCCAUCAUCAGGCGAAAAAUUAAUCCCUUAGGGAAGCGGCAACUUUUUAUAAGAAAAAGGAGGAAAAAUGCUACCGCAGCCUGGUGUGUUUCACUUUUUGUGGGAGAUUUGUUCAGGUGCAGCAGAUGAAGGAAGUGCAGUGAGAACCUUUGGCAGGUUAACAAACUAUGAUGCCAGGAUCUCUGAGGCAGCUCUCUGUGUCCAUCACAACUCAAUUGAUUACAGUCUUCGGGUUCUCACUUCACUGGUGGAACCAUUUGAAGCUCGGGUUGGAGCAGAAUAUAUGGUACUUGGAGAAAUGGAAACCACAACAGGUAAUGGAAACCAUUCCACGGGUUUUGGAAGGGUGGAACAAGUGAUGGCAGAAGAUGGAAUAAAGCAGACACCCCAAAGAUCUGGAUAUCUUGCUGGAGCGAAGAAGGUGCCUCCACUCACGGAGGCCCAAGAAGCCCAUCUUCUCCAUAGUCAGGCAGCGAAAUGAAGUGGUUGUGCUUGAAAUUAGUAUCAGGAAUGGGCUACAAGGAUAUAAAAUGCAGUGCAACAAGAAGCUUAGUGAUCUCGCACACCUUGAGAAAGUCAAAUCCUACCUCCCAACAACUUCACACAUAGCCUCACACUGCUCCA